Molecule: messenger RNA, 549 nt
Organism: Naegleria lovaniensis
Lineage: Eukaryota; Heterolobosea; Eutetramitea; Acrasida; Naegleriidae
Exons: 2
Coding region: 1-549 (182 amino acids)
Source: RefSeq, a predicted model, not a curated record
AUGACAUUGAAAUCAUCACAUAUAAUUAUUCUCUCCACAGUUACACUUUUCCUGCUAUUUUCCAAUACAUUUGUUUAUACAGCCCUGAAUAAUGGUAUUAGUAUUGCCGGCUCGGAUUCGUUGAAUGAUGUCCAACUCUAUCCUCCAAACACCAAUACAUCUUCUAAAGCCGCGUAUGCCACAAAAGCCGAUAUUGAAGUACUUUCGUAUUACCUCUCGGUUCUUCAAGUUGUGGUCAUUAUCAAUUCCGUUCUUAUCGGAUUGCUAUUGUUAAUAGCCUUUACAUUGACUGCUAUUAGAUGUAUGGAAGACUACAAACCAGAUUACGACCACGUGCAGGAUCCACUUUGGCUCAAAGGCUUCUCUAUUACCAAUUCAAUUGUCUCGUUGUUGUUGUGUCAAUGCUUUGCAUUUGCUCGACCAAAGGGCAAGAGAAUCACCGUGUUCAAUGAAGACCAAUGGAGAAAGUGGCACAAACGAGAUUUGGAUCUUCAACGUGGUAUCAUCGAAGAGGAGUAUGUCGAGGACGAGAAGGCUCAACACAAAUAA